Molecule: messenger RNA, 1193 nt
Organism: Erigeron canadensis
Lineage: Eukaryota; Viridiplantae; Streptophyta; Magnoliopsida; Asterales; Asteraceae
Product: pre-mRNA-splicing factor SPF27 homolog
Exons: 7
Coding region: 178-927 (249 amino acids)
Biological process (GO): mRNA processing
Cellular component (GO): Prp19 complex; catalytic step 2 spliceosome; precatalytic spliceosome
Source: RefSeq, a predicted model, not a curated record
AAGACCCGGUUACAACAUUGGGUGUAGGUUUUGAUAUUGAAAAACCUAUAGGUUGUUGCCCACAAAGGCCAAUAUAUCAAAAAGCCUACACUUCACUCUCUUUUUCUUUAAUACGUUUCCGAGUUAAUACAUACAUUAUAAAAGCGACUUCCAAAAUCCUUCUCCGAUUCCGAAACAAUGGCAAACGACAACGGGAACGCGCCACUGCUAUUAGAAGCGCCACCAUCUUCCCGGCCAUCAUGGUCCAGCAGCGCCGCCCAAAUCGACGCAUUGCCUUACAUCGAUGACGAAUACGGCGACCCUAAAGUCAAAGCUGAAGUUGACCGUUUAAUUGAAGAAGAAAUGCGUCGCAGUUCCAAACGUCCUUCUGAUUAUCUUAAAGACCUUCCUCCUGUUGCCAAAUUCAACUUUGAGAAUUAUCCAAUGCUUGGUAGGGAGUAUGAAAGGGUGAGAGCUGGGAAACCUAUGGUGCCUUUAGAUAUGUCAAGAUACGGGCUCGAUGUUCCAUCUGCGAAUAAACGGAAUGACGAAACUGCUUGGAAGCAGGCACUUCAGAAAUCUCAACGUUUAUUGCAGCAUCAAGUUAUCAGGCUGGAAAAUUUGGAUCUGAUGUCGAAAUAUGGGGCUGAUGUAUGGAAACAACACAAUCAAAGACUAGAAGCAUUCUUAUCAAGAAUGCAAGCACAAGCAGCCGAGUUAAAUGAAAAGAUAGAAAUUGUUAACCGGGAACGUAAAUAUCAUCAGCAAAACACAGCAUACGAGUUAAAUGCUUUAUCUGCACAAUGGAAGGAACUUUGCCAGAAGAACAUAGCAAUUGAAGCUGCAUGUGUCCAGAUUGAAAGCUAUCUUGAACAAUUAAAAGCAGAAGCUGUUGAGAGUGGCUGGAAUCUCGAUAUUAAUAUGGAGAAUGGUUCUUCGUUGCCUUGAGUAAGGGUCAUGGAGCAUGUUGGAUGGAAAAGACAAUGAACCAGGCCUAUGUUUUUGGCAGACUUUGAAUUGGGCCGCGUAAUAUCCCAAUAGCUCUUUAGAUGUUUGCUCAAAGUCCAUCGGCUGUAUGUGUAGUAAUGCAAUUGUAACUUCAAUGUUUUCUUCCAUGAUUUUGUAUUAGAUGAUGAUUGACUGCUAUGAACAAUGUAGCCGGACUUUCUUUUGUAAGUUUAUUCUACAAAAAGUAAAAUCACUAGAGUUUGGUA